This is a messenger RNA of Acinonyx jubatus (cheetah), 6257 nucleotides long. It is a transcript of the gene FRS2, whose product is annotated as fibroblast growth factor receptor substrate 2. The record is from RefSeq and is a predicted model, not a curated record. The coding region runs from base 520 to 2046 and encodes 508 amino acids. Gene Ontology annotation, cellular component: cytoplasm; cell-cell junction. The transcript is spliced from 10 exons. Gene Ontology annotation, biological process: cell surface receptor protein tyrosine kinase signaling pathway. Lineage: Eukaryota; Metazoa; Chordata; Mammalia; Carnivora; Felidae.
CCCGGAAGUGCUUUUCCAAGGUUCGGGCCGGAGAGAGGCCUGGUAGGCACAGCUGCUGUGGCUCGAUCGGCUCCGCGUAAGGGCUCCUGCCCUGGUCGGAGCCCGGAGGUCCGCGGCCGCCGACCCGCGCCUGCUUCCUCCCAACGUCCAGGCCGACGAAAUGACCAUUAAGAAGUAGAUGCCCAGAUGCAAAAGUGAUGAAACAGUCAGUUUGUCAUAAAGUAAGAUGCAGCUGUGGCUUUUCAACCAGAUUAGAACAGAAUUGUAUCUGUUUCUCUCAGAAGAGAAUUCCACAAGAGAAAACAGAAAUGAGAGGAAUCUGGUUUAAAUUGCAGUACCAGGAAUUUAGAUUAGACAUAAAGAGUUUCCAGAAAAUAAAGUACCACAUAUUGAAGUGAUUUGUUAAGUCACCAAACAAAGAAAACAUGGUAUUUUGAAGAAUGAUUAAACUCAUGCUGCAGAAGAGGCUAAGAAUAUUAAUGGCUAGAUCUAGCGCUCACAUGGUCUUCUGAAGAAGCCAUGGGUAGCUGUUGUAGCUGUCCAGAUAAAGACACUGUCCCAGAUAACCAUCGGAACAAGUUUAAGGUCAUUAAUGUGGAUGAUGAUGGGAAUGAGUUAGGUUCUGGCAUUAUGGAACUUACAGACACAGAACUGAUUUUAUACACUCGCAAACGUGAUUCAGUAAAAUGGCACUACCUCUGCCUGCGGCGCUAUGGCUAUGAUUCAAAUCUCUUUUCUUUUGAAAGUGGUCGAAGGUGUCAAACUGGACAAGGAAUCUUCGCCUUUAAGUGUGCUCGUGCAGAAGAAUUAUUUAACAUGUUGCAAGAGAUUAUGCAAAAUAAUAGUAUAAAUGUGGUGGAAGAGCCAGUUGUAGAAAGGAAUAAUCAUCAGACAGAGUUGGAAGUCCCCAGAACACCUCGAACACCUACAACUCCAGGGUUUGCUGCUCAGAAUUUACCUAAUGGAUAUCCCCGAUAUCCUUCAUUUGGAGAUGCUUCCUCGCAUCCUUCAAGCAGACAUCCUUCUGUGGGAAGUGCACGCCUGCCUUCAGUGGGUGAAGAAUCUACUCAUCCUUUGCUUGUGGCUGAGGAGCAAGUCCAUACCUAUGUCAACACCACAGGAGUGCAGGAAGAGCGGAAACACCGCACAAGCGUGCACGUCCCAUUGGAGGCGAGGAUCUCUAAUGCUGAAAGCAACACACCAAAAGAAGAACCAAGUAGUAUUGAGGACAGGGACCCUCAGAUUCUUCUCGAACCUGAAGGAGUCAAAUUUGUCUUAGGACCGACCCCUGUUCAAAAGCAGUUAAUGGAAAAAGAGAAACUGGAGCAACUUGGAAGAGACCAAGUCGGUGGGAGUGGUGCAAACAGCACGGAAUGGGACACUGGGUAUGACAGCGAUGAGCGCAGAGAGGCACCCUCUGUGAACAAACUGGUGUAUGAGAAUAUAAAUGGGUUAUCUAUCCCUAGUGCCUCAGGGGUCAGGAGAGGUCGUCUGACAUCUAGCAGUACCUCAGAUACCCAGAAUAUCAACAACUCAGCUCAGAGAAGAACUGCAUUAUUAAACUAUGAAAAUUUACCAUCUUUGCCUCCUGUUUGGGAAGCCCGCAAGCUAAGUAGGGAUGAAGAUGACAAUUUAGGACCAAAGACCCCAUCUCUAAAUGGCUACCAUAAUAAUCUAGAUCCAAUGCAUAACUAUGUAAAUACAGAGAAUGUAACAGUGCCGGCAAGUGCUCACAAAAUAGAGUUUUCCAGGCGUCGGGACUGUACGCCGACAGUCUUUAACUUUGAUAUCAGGCGCCCAAGUUUAGAACACAGGCAGCUCAAUUACAUACAGGUCGACUUGGAAGGCGGCAGUGACUCUGACAACCCUCAGACUCCAAAAACGCCUACCACUCCCCUUCCACAGACCCCUACCAGGCGCACAGAGCUGUAUGCUGUGAUCGACAUCGAGAGAACUGCUGCUAUGUCAAGUUUGCAGAAAGCACUGCCACGAGACGAUGGCACAUCUAGGAAGACUAGACAUAAUAGUACUGAUCUGCCCAUGUGAGCCGGGAAAGCAUUACCUUGUUUGCACCUUUGUGAAGUUUUCAAAAAUGAAGAUGCGAGUGCUUCAUUUUCAUUUCUAAACACUAACUCCUUUUAUAGACUGAUAGGAUUUUUUUUUUUCUGAAUAUUUCCUGUGCUUCUUUAACUAAAGGGAAUUAAUGUAGAGCAGGUACUCCUUAAAGAACACUCAUUUCAGUAUAUACUACUCAUUACUGUCCAGCAGCACCCCCAUUCUCACAGUGCCUAUUUAAAAUGAGAGUUGAAGUGAGUGACAAUGCUGGUUGAUUUGUAUCAAUAUUCCGGACGUACGCACAUCACUCAUGUCUAAGUCAUGGUUGGCGUUUAAGACAUUUUAUAAAGCCUCUUGAUAAUGUGCAUUGCUAACAGAUAACUCUAGGCUUUGAAAGUAAUAUUUGUAGAUUCACUAUUCAUGGUAUAUGGCCUCCAGCAUGUAACGUGAGGAAUCCUUUAUUUCGUUAAUUGUAGGCUUUUUGACUUGAGCCAAAACAUAUGUAAAGGAAGUAGAAGUACCACACCUCCUUAUAUACCAGUCAGUUCCUUUGCCUUCUGCGUUACUAGAAAGAGUCCUAUGUCCGUGAAUGUGGUUUGCUCUUGGUGUGUUGAAGGGCAGGAAGGAGUCAAGAUUUUCUGUUCACUCAUCUCAUGAUGUCAUUUGAAGGGCAUGCCCAGAUAUCUUAAUGAGAAUUCCACUAGACUCAAGAAUCAGUCUCAGGUCACUUUACCCAAAAACUUUGGAAAUCUGAACCAAGAUCUCUUGAAAGUUUCUCUCCUAUAGAUUAUUAACCAUAACAUUGUUUUCUGGAGGCAUCUGUGACAUCAGGUUGCCAUUUACCUUCGGUUUUUUUCCUUUGGUGUUUGGGAUGUCUUAUUUUGUUGCUUGAUGUCUUUUUCAAUUUAAAAUGUUUGAGUUUGUAUAUAGUUUUGAAAUUGGAUUAUGUGUUCAUUGUUUAGUUUGCAUUUUUGUCAAAUUGUGGUUUUGAAGGUUCAUUUGGAACUUACUGUUAUUCUAUAACAGGGUUGCCCUUGUCCAGUAUUUAUUUAUAUGCUGUUUACUUUUCAAGUUGAUAAAAACAUUCGCUCGAUUUGAAAUUUCCCUUGCGUCCAUUGGUGAUCUCUUUAACAGCUGAGACAAAAAGGAAGCAACUUUUAACACGCAGAGCUCCCUAACGGUACUGUUUGCUCUGUGGGCGCCCCCCUCCCCCCCCCCCCCCCCCCCCCCCCCCCGGCACUUUAGCAGUGAUUCCCUCGUCACACGGCUGCGGUUUUACUCUGCCCACGGUAGUGCUCCUCGGCUCAGCUGUCCUUUCUCACAGCUGGGUCUUUGAUUAUCCCUUGAUUUCAGGAGAGUGUUAGCAUUGUUGCCAGCAUAGCAGGUACAGUGGAAGUCUUCUAGCAAUGAGAUUGUGUCAUAAUUUAGGAUUUAAACCGAAUUGAAGUUUCUAUAAACUGAUGAGACUCCACAUGCCUAACUCUUAGAAAAUCAGAAUGUUCCAGUUUCUCAAACAGUAGAGAAGACAAGAGAAGGUAGAGUGGAAAGGUUAGGGUACUGUUUUCUCUAAAUAGGAGGGCGUUUGAGGUCAUGAUUUGGAUCUAUCUGAUGUAACUAACGUUAAUUUAGCAUGAAAAGGUUUCAGUCAUAUAGCACCCAACCUGAUCAGUAAAUAACCUAAUUAUAUAGGACAGUGACUGGAUUAGCAGAAUAAUAGAGUGGGACCAUUAUAAAGAAAAUAAAUUAUUAAAGGUGUCUGUUAUUUUCAGUGCCAUCGGUUUAUGUGCAUAGCAGAAUUUUCUUUUCUUUUCUGUGAACUUGGUGCUUGACUAAAGUGUUCACUGUUCUCUAAAAAGAGAAUAGCGGUAUAGGUGUGCAGUGUCCAUUUUUAAUAUAUUGUUCCAUUUAUGCUUUCUUCUGAGUAGAAUGCUAAUUGUGCCAAAUUUAUGUGUUGGUUUUUGUAACGAGGAAUAAGAAUAAUAAUGGAACCAGUACACGCGGUUUUCUCCAAAACAAGCAGGCAAGACAGAGCCUCCAAAUGAAAGGGCUGACCUAUUGAUUCAUUUUGGAGGUUGGAUACUUUAUUUUCUUUCUUUUCCUCAUCAUUUUCCUUUUCCUUCCAGAUUCUAAUUAGUCUUUAUAUAUUUUAGGUAGCUCCGAUAUAAUCAUUGCAGUUUAUGCUUUAAAUACUGUGUGCUUUAAAAAUGAAAAUGGGACCAAUAUGUCUGCUAAGAAUUUGAUUUUAGGUACUAUGAGUAUUAGGAAGAUGUAUACAACUGGUGUUUAUUUCUAGAUGUCUCUGGAAAUCACCCGUGUUCCUAUUUAAUAAAAAGUAAUGUGGAACACUACUUGUCCUUUGCAGUAGUCUAGCCAUGGGCAUUAAGCUCUGUCCUGGAAGAAUGUACCAGUUACUAGGUACAUUUUAGAACGAGAUUAUUUUAUUGGGAUAUAAUUGUGGCCAUAAGUUUCAGAUUUUCUGAGACAGACCUAAUUUUAGCUAUUCUGUUCUUUGAUAGACCACACGAUCCCACUUAUUGGUUUUGGAAAUAUACUCAUUGUUUAUAUGCUCUCCCCCUGAUAGAGUCCUCUUUUAUCCAUACAGGCGAUAACAGCUUUUUAUCCCAAUUGGAAAUUGAUAUGGGUAUUACCUGUGUUUUUUCUUCAUGUGUUUUAUUUCCCAGUUUCAUCUUCUUUUAAAAAUGAAAAUAUGGUGCCUUCCCUCCCUCCAGGAAGAUUGGCAAAUAGUUCCUUUUAUUUACUGCUGCUGUGGAGUGAUGAGAUAUGCACUUUACUCUUGAAGACUCAGCAAAAAGCUUUUCACUUCCCAGUAUAUCCAGAAUAGAUCACAUUUGGGACUUAAGAAAAUUUGCCAAGCAAUCUUUGUUUUUAUAGAUAUUAAUGUUGACCCCACAGUUCAAUGUUAUAAGUCAAGCUAGUGUUUGUUUAUUCCUUCCCCCUCAAAAAAAUCUGUGGCACAACAUAUAAAAAUGUACCUCAAUAAUGUUCUAUUAAAAAUGGGACAGGGGCCUUAUGUUUUCAUAAUUUCCCAAUAAUGUGCCACCGUAUUUUUGCCUCAAGGUAAAGGUUUUAACAAGCUAAAAAGUACUUCCCACUUCCCCCUGUGCAGUUCGUAAUCCGUAAUGCCCAGUUGUUUUGUGCAAUGUGUAGUGUGUGUGUGUAUAAAUAUAUAUGUAUGUAUGUGUGGAUAUACAUACAUAUAUAUAUCUAUAUCUAUAUAUAUCUCCUUGAAAUAGACAUACCAUCAAAGACAACAUUCAGAAGUAACUGAUGUAUUGGCAUCUUAUUCAUAUUUCUGAUAUGUGAGGUAUAUGGUACUAAUUACCCUUUCUCUGAUUUUUGCCAAAUUUGAAUAAAGGCAUUGGUACGAAAUUACAGAAUGUAUAGAAAAUGUUUUUGGCUUGAAAAAUUAACAGAUAUUUUACAACAUACUACAAUAUACUCUGCCCAAACCAGCACCCUAUCUAUCCUUCUUCUUCACAUCCCUAUUCCCCAUUCCUGUUUCCUCAUAUUUUGGGGGUAUAACACAAUUCUUUUGUAGCAUUGAUACAAUUGCAAUUCUAUGACAAUUGGACAACAAUAGCAUGGAAACAGACUGGUAUUAAUAGUACAGUAGUCACCGGUGUGCCACAUUUGCAUUAGUAAAUGCAAAAUAUACAUUUUAUAAAGGAAAAAUUUUGUGUUAUGUUUUUAUUUUCAUUACAUUGUAUAAUAUUGUAAGAUUAUUGUAUGUCCUAAUUUGCAUUAUAAAUGUUUUUUUCCUACGUAAAGGCAUAAAUAUAGCAACUUUGUAUAAAGGUAGCUUAUUAGAUUUUUAAUUUUUUCUUUUAUAAAAAAUUGUCUAACAGUGGGACUACCAUUGCCAAAUUGUAUAUGAAAUAGGAAUUUUAUCCCCUAUGGUUAAUUUCUUUUAUAAACAUUCCAUAUUUCUCUAAUAAAAGACAUAAGUGAUACUGUACUAUGCAUAAAUUGUAUAUUAAUGCUGUUUCAUAUCAGCAUUUUAAAUUUUGGUUUGCAUUUUUAAUAUUGGCAAAAUUUACCACUGUUGAUUAAAACCUUGUUAUAUACAUGUAACAACAUCUUUUGCCCUCUUUCCCUUCCCACCCUUUGUUCUCUGUUUUUCCCUAUCAGUGCCAACUUCAUACAUUUUGUAGCAUGGCAAUAAAAUAUAACUUUUACACUGA